This is a messenger RNA of Scaptodrosophila lebanonensis, 2102 nucleotides long. RefSeq names its product zinc carboxypeptidase. The transcript has 6 exons. Gene Ontology annotation, molecular function: metallocarboxypeptidase activity; zinc ion binding. NCBI's taxonomy places the organism in Eukaryota, Metazoa, Arthropoda, Insecta, Diptera, Drosophilidae. The record is from RefSeq and is a predicted model, not a curated record. The coding region runs from base 801 to 2051 and encodes 416 amino acids. Gene Ontology annotation, biological process: proteolysis.
UUGUUUUGGAAAGCCUUCAUCUAAUUUCUGUGCGAAUGUUAAUAUGAGGUCUGUCUUCUUUAUAUGUAUCCAUCUUUUAGUACGCCUUCUAUGCACUCUAUCCCUCCCAACCAAAAAUCAUUUACUGUGCCUACCUUGCUCUACCCCUCCCCACCUGGACACACUGGCAAGGACUUAAGAAGCAUGAGGACACAUGUUGGAACGCACCUCAUGCAGCGACAAUGGGCCGCCUCUAAUACCCACGCAAAAAUAUAGCCAACUAAAGUCCCUUAAGCACUCGCCGCAGGACACAAUGGCAGGACAACGUGGCGUGUAAGAAAACAAAAAAUAAUAAAAAAAAAUGGAAGACAACCUAAACAACAUUUCGCACUAAGACCCGCGCUUGAGCCAACCAGUGAAGUUUUGCAGCAAACCGCAAGUCAAACAGAAAUCUCAACUGGCGAAAAUUUAUGUGCCUCAGGGCGGCAACUUCAUUAUGCAAUGACCUACAAUGAAAUGGGCUGCCGUUGCACGAAAUUUAUGUGCAAAGUUGAGAGACAGCCUAAGUACUGGGGGCUUGCCCAGACAAGUUGAAGUUGAAGUUGCAGCUUCAACUUAGCCGCAACACUUGCAUCUCCACUCGCCUGUUCCACCGCUCGUGACGUCACGGGGCGCUGAUAACGACCCAUUGGUAUUGGUAGCUACUGGCAGCUACCAUAGCUAGGCAAUUAGGUGAUAAAAAACCUUGCCCGAGCUUAUCGCCUCAAAACUAGCACGACAAUUCUCAGUCCAUAAGUUGACUGCCAAUUGAAAGGUACGACAUGGGAAUGGUUCUCAAAUAUUUGCUGCUACUGGGCUGCUUAGGGUGUACGCUCGCAGAGGUGCGUUACGACCACUACAAGGUCUAUAAGGUGCGCAUAGAUCGGCUGGAAGAGUUCGAGCUACUCAACACCAAUGAGCGCCAGUUGCAGCUAAGCACUUGGCGCGAAAUAAGAAAGUUGGGCGAAGAAGCAGACGUUAUGCUGCCACCCGAGACACAAUUAGCCUUCGAGCAGCUACUAGUGGGCCACAACAUUACUUAUGCGACCAAAAUCGAGAACGUCCAGACGCUGAUCGAUGGCCAGAGGCCAAAGCAACGUACUGGUUAUAUGGAGUGGACGCAGUUCCAUACGCUGGAUGAGAUCUAUGCCUGGCUGGAUGUGAUCGAGGCGCGUUACCCCAACAUUGUGACACCUUUCAUCAUUGGCAACUCGUACGAGGGACGACCUAUACGUGGCAUCAAAAUCUCCUACAAGCCGGGCAACAAGGCUGUCUUCAUUGAGUCCAACAUACAUGCGCGCGAGUGGAUUACCUCGGCUACCAUCACCUACUUCAUUGACGAGCUACUGGUGCCUCGUAAUCCGGGGGUGCGUGACAUAGCACUAAAUGUCGAUUGGUAUAUAAUACCAGUUCUGAAUGUGGACGGUUUCGUUUACUCACACGAAGUGGAACGACUCUGGCGCAAGUCGCGUCUGCCCUCCGAUCCGACUGGCAACUGUAUUGGCACGGAUUUAAAUCGUAACUUUGAUUUUCUUUGGAUGUUGGUGGGAGCUGAAUCUGAUCCCUGCUCGGAGAUUUAUGCUGGACCCUCUGCCGAAUCCGACGUAGAGAUUCAUCAGUUGACCACAUACAUAAACAAUUCCAUACCCGAGGAUACUAUUAAGAUCUAUAUAUCACUGCACUCCUAUGGUCAGUACGUGCUCUCUCCAUGGGGUCAUGUAGAUGACGAAUUUCCCGACCACUAUCCACAAAUGAUGCACGUAGCCGAAGGCUUUGCCAACGCCCUCUACAGACGCUAUCAAACGGAAUUUACCUAUGGUUCCAGUGCCACCACCCUAUACAAGGUUUCCGGUUCGGGCAAGGAGUGGGCCUAUGGCGUGAAGAACAUACCCAUACCCUACACCAUAGAGUUACGUGAUAAGGGAGAAUACGGUUUUGUACUGCCACCGGAAGAUAUAAUACCCGUGGCUCGUGAAGUGACGGAUGGAUUUGUUGGCAUGAUAAUGGCCGCACGUGAAAUUGAUAUUUUGUGAAGGUAGACAAACGCAAAUUUCUUUCGAAAUAAAAAUCCCCCUUGACAAGCA